UAAAAGGAGUGAUGUGGCUUUACGGACUGCGAGAAAAAUCAUGAAAAAGUUAAAUUUUACUGGUUUUGUACAUAUUUACUGCCUUGUUUUAGUAUUAACUUUAACCAGAAGUAGUGCGAAAGAAUGUGGAGAUCCGGAUUGCAAGACUUCGAUUGCAACGGCCUACGCAACGCUAAAUUAUUUUGGCGGUGGCGAUCAGAAGGUAACACUUUCCACGAACGACAAAGUGGAAAUCCUGGGGAGAAAUAUAGGCAAGGAUAAAGAUUACCUGAUCAGAAAAGCAGAUGGUAAGGAAGGGUUGGCCAGCCGAAAAUUUCUGAAAGAAUUGAAGAUUUUGGUCAAAAAGGAUGAUCUUGUUUUGAUUCCGGAAAAUGAACCAACUAAAAUCAACCCUUCGCCAGCUGUUGAACCAAACGUGAUAGCUGGCACUACCCUUUUAAGUAAUCCGGAAAUUACCGAGAAGCACAUCACUAAUGAACAGCCACAGGCUAGUGAAAAAUCGCCGGAUCUAGAAAUUGUCCCUUCGGCAAACGUUAGUCCGCCAACAAAUAGUCUUCCCUCGGAGCCCAAUGAAGUACCUAAGGUAGAAAGUAGCGAUGCAAAAUCGAAUGAGACAGAGGAAGAAGAUGAUGAAGAUAAUGAGGUUGAUGAAGAGGCGGGGGUUGACGACGACGACGACGAAGAAGAAGAGGCUGAAGAAGAUGAAUCUGAGGAAGUUACAGGUGGAUCUAGUGAGCAGAUAGAGGAACAAACUGUUGAACAGACUGCCACUACACAGAGUUCUGAAUCAAAAAAUGAAACCGCUACUGAUGAUUUGAAGGCUAGUUUACCAGAAAAAACUGAACAACAAGCUGCUGAGAAGAUGCAGAGUUCAGAGUUAAAAAAUGCGACUGAUUCUGUUGAUUCCGAAUCAGGUUUACCAGAGCAAAUGAAAAAACAAACAGUUGAAAAUGCUGAACAAAUUGUGCAGGGCUUAGAAUCAAAAAGUGAAACUAUAUCGAUUGAUUCAGAAUCAAGCUUGUCGGAGGAAAAGAAAGAUGCGCCUGAAAUACAAUUGACAGAGGAAAAACAGUCAACAAUACAGUUAACAGAGGAACGAUCAGUCGAAGUGCCACUUGUCGUGAUGGCAGCUUCCGAACCGACCGUAUUUACUACCCAUACUCCUAUAGACGAAACAACGAAAGAAGCAGAGCAAAAUUCGAAUCACAUCAAUGAUACUGUUCUCGAAACAUCAACGGUAAACGAUUCGAUAACUGCCACAAUGGAAGAGAUUCCAACAAGAGAACAAUCUGAAAGCAUUGAGUUUUCAACAAAAACAGUUUCGGAAGCCGUAACUACCACGAUAGUUCCUGAUGAUCCGCGCCAAGAAAUUCCGGUAACAGAGGAACCAGAAUCGUCGACAGAGAUACCAGUGACCACUAAUACUAAUCAAGCUACACAAGAGCAGCUACCACGGCACGAGCCUGAUUUACCGAAACAACCUCAUCAGCUGCUACGUGGUGGAUUGGGCAAUUUGUUAGCUCAUUCGCAUCACCACCAUCAUCACGGAAAUGGUCAUCAUCAUCAUCACCAUGGUCAUGACCAUCAUCGACAUGAAGAAACUAGCCAAGAACAGAUUGAUGUGCAAGGUCAAACAGACGACGGUGCUUUCCUGGGGAGCCUUGUAGAUGGACAUACCCGUUCAGGCAUAGAAAACAAAGUUAUCGAUUCGCACGAGCAGCAAGAAGCUGCUCCCGAAAACGGAUACUGCGACCAACAAUCAUGCCCGCAGCCUAACCCGGCACAGCCACCAUCAGUCCAGCAGCACGCAAAUGGAUUCCAUCAUCCAAUGGUAGGCAACAAAAAUCCAUCGUCCGAUUCGAUGGCCUCCCAACAUGAAUCACCACCGGCGGAAGAUUCGGUUGUUUCAUCAUCAACGAUCCCCGAUGAACCGGAACAAGAUCAUAUUGACUAUGCUCAAAUGUUCAUUCUGGAGCUGUUCAAGCUGAGUGAUUUAAUUUUGCUGCUGGCAAUCACUUCCUUCACGCUAAUUGUGUUUUCGUUGGGACAUUAUUUAAUCAAUAAAAACCGGAAGGAGAAACCGUUGAUUUAUAAGCUAAACAUGAUUGAGAGGGAUCUGAUGGCCUCGCACAAGGAGAACGCAAUGCUGAAAAGUGAUCUGAUGGAAACCAGACACAAGCUGACCAGUAUCGAAAAUAAUUCAUUUGGAUCGAACGAUAUGGUUAUCGCACUUCGUCAGGAACUGGAAGAUGCCGAACAGACGAAGCUCGAGUUGCAGGAACAAAUAGCCUCACUGGAGAAGGAACUUGAAAAUGCUGCGGAGGCAGGGCUGGAAUUGAAUAAAAUGGUAGCGGAGUUGUUGAACCAAAGUGGUAGUGAUUCAAUUGCGCUUACGGUAGACGAACUGCAGCGGCAGUUAAAUGAACAGCAGCAAACGAUUCUGUCGAUGAACACUACACUGGCUGACAAAAGUCGGGAAAACAGCGAACUGCAAAUAGUUCUGUCCAAUCAAUCGACUAAAUUUGCUCAGGAACUGGAAGAUUUACAGCAGUCCUUCAACGAUUUGAAGCUUGAAAAGCAUAAUUUGGAAAUUGAACUGAAUAAUUUGAAGAGCGGUCAGAGUUCUCAGGUAGAAACUUUGCGCAAGGAAUCUAGCUCCGAAAUUAGUAAACUGAACAAGGAAGUUAAAUUGUUUCAAUCGAAGUGGGAAGAUAGCAAGAAGUCGCUAAAUGCGGCCGAAGCGAAGCUUGCGGCAAUGCAGGAGUGUUUGAACGACGUUAAACGGGGUACCAAUCUGGAUGGACUAAUCAAGCAUGUAGAUUUGAAGGCGGAGGUCACGGUAUUACAGAAGGAAAACUACAACCUACAGGACCGUCUGCAAGGAGAAAUUGUGGCUCGACAACUCUUGGACGAUCAUGUCAAAAUCGUUAACGAAGAAAUUUCCACAUUGAAGAAGGAUUAUAGCCAAGCAGAGAAGGAAAAACUGGAAUCCGAAACACGAUUGGAAGUACUUUCAACCUACUUCAAGGACAAGGAGACCCAAUUGCAAAAAGAACUGAGCAUAAAGGAAGCCAUGUGGAUGCAGCAGCAAGGUGAAACUACAAGUACCGUGGAGAGGAUUCGUACAAUGCAGGAUGAGAUACAGCAGUUAAACUCAGUUCAUUCGCUUAUUGAGCAGUACGAAGCACGAUCCCAAAACGACAAGUUACGUGUAGAAAUCGAAGCACAAACCACGGCCCAUAAAGCUCAGUACACGGCUUUGGAAACACGGUCUCACGAUGCAUGGCUUGCGGCCCGACAAGCCGAACGACGACUCGAAGAAGCUCGCAACGAAUCCAGCGCCUUGAGGCGUAAGCUGACAGCUCUCGGGGAUGUUUCCGCAACUAACCCAAUGACAGAUGGCAUGCUCCCAAACCCGGUUCCUCCGCCAGACCUAAACCACGCAGCCUCUUCACCAUUACGAGUGGAGUCUCCAAAUGCUCCCAUGAUGGGUCUUCCUCCACCUCCCUUCAUCCCGCCACCGUUCGGGCAACCGUUCCUCCCACCAUUCAUGCCUCCUCCGCUGCCAGGAGAGAUGCGUCCUGCUCCUCUUGGGCGACUUAUGUCUCCACCCCCGAAUCGGUACAGUCCUAACAUGAUCGACACACGUGACCGGUUUAGUCCAGAUCGUGGUCGAUACUCUCCGGACAGCCGAUAUGAUUAUUCUGUGAUGUCCAACUACGAAACGGAAACCGAUUUCAGUCCACCACCUUCACCUCCACCCCAUUCUCGGCGGUCCAACUAUGACCGCGAACGCGAUCAUCGAUCCGAUCGGGAUCGUGACCGUGAUCGGGACCGAGAUCAUGACCUGCGUGAUCGAGAGCGAGACAUAAGGGAACGAGAUGGUCGAACCAGUGGCAGUGGAGGAACUGGUGGAAAGUAUCCGAAAGCGUUUUCACCACCCGGAAUGAGGACCACCUCCCCGCCUAUCCAGGAUCCUAGGAAUAAAAAAUAUCAAGGAUAACUUCCAAUACUGGUGCAUGAUUUUAGAGGUGGUUUCAGUUCCGGCUCACAGGACUCGACCGCGACCCGAAAGAGCGGCAAACAGUAUACUAACGCAAAUAGGAAACCUUCGCCAUGAGCUGUAUUCUGUAUCGAGCUAAAUGUAAUAUAUGUUUGUGGAUUCAUUAGGCAUUUUCGUAGAGGAAUAAUGUGUUUCUUAAUCAUGCAGCAGUACAACACUUGUUAGUUAUUUUUACUUUUAUUCAGCAGGCAUUUAUGAAACAUUUCUUUUAACUAUUCUAUUGAGAAAUUCGAAAAUGUUAGCCAUGUUAGGGAACAAGUUCAAUUUUUGACGAUAGUCAACUUUACCGGAUUUCGCGAUUGAUCUUCUACUAUUGGUACGAAUUUAUGUUGAGCUAGGAUGGAAAUGUAACCGUUUCCUUUAUAUGAUUUAAUAUAGAGCGAAGAGAAGCAAAAUAGCUUGAGCACGUUUUGGUUAACUAAAUAUUAAAGUGAUCCCUAUUUAUAUGAAAA
Messenger RNA from Topomyia yanbarensis, 4515 nucleotides. It is a transcript of the gene Tango1, whose product is annotated as transport and Golgi organization protein 1. The transcript has 11 exons. Gene Ontology annotation, cellular component: endoplasmic reticulum membrane; endoplasmic reticulum exit site. The record is from RefSeq and is a predicted model, not a curated record. Gene Ontology annotation, biological process: endoplasmic reticulum to Golgi vesicle-mediated transport; vesicle cargo loading; protein secretion. The coding region runs from base 41 to 4003 and encodes 1320 amino acids. Lineage: Eukaryota; Metazoa; Arthropoda; Insecta; Diptera; Culicidae.